AUGGUCAAUGUGAAGGCACUCACUUGGCCUGUGGGUAUCAUCCGAAUAACAGCAGUCAUCCUCAGUUGUCUCGCUUUUAGCCUGGUGGCAAGUGCUGGAUAUGUCUCGUCUCCUUACUGGGCGUGGUGCAUGUUCACCUGGUGCUUCUGCUUCUUCUUCACCUUUCUAAUUCUCAUCCUGGAGUUCACCACUCUCAAUGAAAAAUUACCUUUCUGCUGGGAUAACUUCACCGCUACCUUUGUUAUGCUGGCAAGCAUGAUGUGCCAAGCUGCCUGCACCAUAUACCCCUUGUUUUUUGCUUGCAAUAUCUGCUACCGCCAGAUCGCUGCCUCUGUGAUGGCCGCGCUCUGUGCCGUGACGUAUUAUGGCGAAAUGAGGCAAAAGGGCUUUGCUGAACAAAACAGCAGUUUCUUCUCCAAGUUUCCUGGCAAAAUGAAGAUGGUGGAGACCUUCUUCCCCUGUCUCAUCUUCAUAUCUCUGGAGAAAGACCAAUACUUCACCUCCCCAGGACUGCAGUGGUGCGUGGCCGUGUACUCUUUGUGCUUCAUCUUUGCCGUCCUCAUAAUCCUGAUCACCAUUGCAGAUCUGACCUCAAUUUUCCCAUUUUGUUUUGACAAGCUAGUGCUCAUCUACAAUGUUUCGGCAUUGUUGUUGUAUAUGUCAGCUAUGGUGAUCUGGCCACUGUAUACUUUACACAAGGGACCCAUUAACUUCAUAUAUCCCUGGUUGAAACUGGUGGUGGUCACCGUUAUGACAGUUCUCAAUUUUAUUGCUUACACCCUGGACACUGCCUACUUUAUACGCCGCAUAUUCUUUGUUGAUAACCAGUGA
Thunnus maccoyii (southern bluefin tuna) is the source of this 831-nucleotide messenger RNA. RefSeq names its product myeloid-associated differentiation marker homolog. The transcript has a single exon. The record is from RefSeq and is a predicted model, not a curated record. Gene Ontology annotation, cellular component: membrane. Lineage: Eukaryota; Metazoa; Chordata; Actinopteri; Scombriformes; Scombridae. The coding region runs from base 1 to 831 and encodes 276 amino acids.